Bufo gargarizans (Asiatic toad) is the source of this 2552-nucleotide messenger RNA. RefSeq names its product protein kinase C and casein kinase substrate in neurons 3 (gene PACSIN3). NCBI's taxonomy places the organism in Eukaryota, Metazoa, Chordata, Amphibia, Anura, Bufonidae. Bases 227 to 1591 code for a protein of 454 amino acids. Gene Ontology annotation, molecular function: phospholipid binding; protein binding. The record is from RefSeq and is a predicted model, not a curated record. The transcript has 12 exons. Gene Ontology annotation, biological process: plasma membrane tubulation; regulation of endocytosis; cytoskeleton organization. Gene Ontology annotation, cellular component: plasma membrane; cytoplasm; endosome.
GCAGACUGGUACGCUGGGGGAAGGACGGGGGACAGGGGCAGACACUGCGGGGAGAGGACGGUCACGGUAGUGUUCACACAGGGCCGAGCACCGCAGCAGCGGCCACAGAUUUCGGAAGAGCACAGGUCUGAGCAGGUCCUCUCUCCCCUCCCUUUCCUGGAGCUUCUUCUGGCUGGAAGUGUCCCUCUAAUCUGCAAAAAUUCUGUGCUGUAAGAAAUCCGCGGUCAUGACCGAGGGAGGGGGCCCUGCCGGGGGCAGCUUCUAUGAGGCCGGCAACUACCGUCGCACCGUAAAACGGAUCGAGGACGGAAACCGGCUGUGUAACGACUUGGUCACCUGUUUCAGAGAGCGGGCCAAGAUUGAGAAGAGCUAUGCCCAGCAGCUCACAGACUGGAGUCGCAAGUGGAGGAGCAAUCUGGAGAAGGGUCCGCAGUACGGUACCCUGGAGAAGGCCUGGCAAGCUUUUCUCACAGCAGCAGAUGCCCUCAGCGAGAUUCACACCGAGCUGCGGAAUCAGCUGUGGGACGAGGACAGUGGGAAGGUGCGGGACUGGCAGAAAGAAGGCUAUCACAAGCAGAUGAUUGGAGGCUUUCGAGAGACGAAGGAGGCAGAGGAGGGAUUCAGUAAGGCUCAGAAGCCCUGGUUGAAGAAGCUCAAGGACGUGGAAACCUCAAAAAAGCGAUACCACGUAGCUCGAAAGGAUGAAAAGUCGGCCCAAGUACGAGAGGAUCAUUCAAAGGCCGAUGCCUCUGUGUCGCAAGAGCAAAUCCGUAAGCUGCAGGAACGUGUGGAGAGAUGCAGCCAGGAAGCAGAGAAGGAGAAAUCUGCAUAUGAGAAGGCUCUUGAUGAGCUGAAUCGAUACAACCCCCGCUACAUGGAGGACAUGGAACAGCAGUUCGAGAGCUGCCAGGAGGCUGAGCAGAAGCGCCUGCGCUUCUUCAAGGAAAUGCUGCUGGAUUUUCAUAAGCACCUUGAUCUUUCCAGCAAGGACAGCUUCCAUGCUUUGUACAGAGACCUGCAUCAGGGAAUCCAGACAGCUGACGAUCAACAAGAUCUGAAAUGGUGGAGAAACACCCAUGGACCGGGCAUGGCCAUGAACUGGCCUCAGUUCGAGGAGUGGUCUCCAGAGACACAGAGGCCGAUCAACAAGAAGGAACGCAGUGGUAAAAAUGUAGAGGAGGUGACCCUCACUGGCAUCGUGCCAGCCAAGGAUGGGGUUUCAGGAGGGACCCCCACCCAACAGCUGAACCGAGGGUUUUCCUACGCAGACGAAGACCAGGAUUUCUAUGCCACCUUAACGGAUAUCCCACGUUCAGACACUGUGAAGGAUGAUGGCUCGGAGUGGUCAGAAGACGACAGUCCUAAAAAGUCACUGGACAGUAAUGGCCGGGAGGUAUCACAGGUAGAGGGCGUGCGUGUGCGAGCUCUUUAUGAUUACACUGGACAGGAGGCUGACGAGCUGAGCUUUUCAGCAGGAGAAGAGCUCAUAAAACUGGGUCCUGAAGACGAACAGGGCUGGUGUCGGGGACGUCUCCGCUCUGGGAAAAUUGGACUUUAUCCCGCAAACUACGUGGAAGACGCGGAGUCCUGAGUGUGAACCAAACCUUGAGCGUCCUCCGAGCCGUGUGCGUGUGCGCCCCAGAUCCUCCUAAGGACAAGGGGGGGCCAACCCAUGAACAUUGGAUACUUCUAGUGAAUCCAUUGCUGCUUUUACCAUAUUAUUUUAGACAUGCAGUUACAUAUAUAUAUAUUUUUUCUUAAUAAAAAUUACCCAGAAAAUAUUAUGCCUGGCUGCGCUCCUGCAGCGUUGUGAACCGAGGAUGUGCGUUGUAAAGUUUCAUUGUGAAGAGUGCAGGUGAGCUAGCUUGAGUCACCCAAAUGUAUAUAUCAAGAGUCAAAAACACACAAAGUGCUUCCUCUAAACCAAACCCACUACGGUAUGGGGUCGGUAUGUUGUCUCUGUCGCCCUCGGGAUCAGCAGGCCAGGCCAGGCCUUGCUUCCUCAGUUAAAAGACGGGACAGCCUUAAUUGGUCUAUUUAUUUAUUUUUUUCCUGCCCACAUUUGCACAGAACAAAUACUAGUCACCCUCUUAGGGUGGAUGAAGGUGUUUUUUUUCCAAAAAUGAUGUUAACACUUUGAUGUCCAAGGGUCGGAAUUGUGUAGCAGCUGGUCUCCGGGCCCCUUGUAGGUACCCAGGUGACAUGUAUGCUUCCCUAUUAGCAGGGUAUGUUUUUAGGAUUUUUCCUGCUGGACACCAAUGUUGGGAUGUUUGAUACUUUUGUAAUUUUCAGGUUUGAGGGUUUAGUUGAGUUGUUGCCAGAGGUGGAGAUCACUCCCUAUAUUUUAGAACCCCCCCCCUCCCCCCGCUACAAUAUUUCAUCUUUUAAAGUCUCUCUCGAAUUUCGUGAGGCCGACGGGUUCAGCAUGAGACUUGUGAAGCACUAUGGACAGAGAAGAGUUCAAAAAUGUUGUGCCAUCUCAUCAUGCAAGUGACCUUAUUGUGAACAAUGUAUUUUCUAUUUAAAUGAUAAUAAAAUCCACAUCGUUUUUA